UGUGCUCCAGCAUUUUCUGCAUUUCUUUUGCCUGACCUUCUUCUGUGGAAAACAGGGAGCACACUAACUUCCUCCCAUGCUCUUUCUCUGCCAAAACAUGUUUUUAUGAAACAGCUAAUUCCUCAGAGUAAUUUUCUGGGCUGUAAAUCCCUUAAGACAGGAUAAGGGAAAAUUUAGAGGGAAAAAGAUGACGUCUUCAGCAGGGUUUUUUUUCCCCAAUCAAAACACGAACCCGGUCUAAUCUUCCUAAUUCAUCUAUGCUGUGUCAAAUAUUAACAGUGUGUGCAGGAAAGAAUGAGUUCAUCAUGUCUGACCUUUAUUUCAUCUCCAUAGAAGUGGGUCAUGGUUGAGUCUGCCACCACCAGGGUUUCAAUGAACCGUGGCGCGGAAACAAAGCGUCUCCGGCGAGGUUCCCUCCGUGCGUCAUUGUCGCUGUGCGUAAAAUUUUCCUCCUCUUGCCUAUCCACUCGGCUGUCCAAUGCCGCGUGAUCAAACAGGAGGGGGACACCUUUGCUUGGAGUGAAUGUCCUCCUCUUGAUCACAUGCUGCUGCUCUGCAGAGUCUGGCCCCAGGCUGCCUCCAAGUUUGGGCGCAAUUAGAUACUCUUUACCCUCCGUUAUGAAGGAGCCAAAGAUGCCCGAACACAAGCUGACAGACACAACAGAGUUCUGAUCGUGAUCCACGUUUCCAGAGUAAAAACAGCUUCUGAGAUGUCCCUCACUCUCCGCGGUCUGGUUCAUCAAAGUCCGGAGACCCAUGGCAGGUUGGCCACCUGAAGCGCCGCGUAAAGCACCCACAUCUCUGGCUUUGAUGCGCUGUAUAGUGAAGGAAGGUGCGAUAAAGGCGGUAUCAGGAAAGAGAUUUAGAGUCAUGUCUUUGCCAAAUGCGCUGAGGAUAAAUCUCGGCUGCUCCUCACUCCUUUUCCAAAAGCGACCUCUGAGUCUUCCAUUUACCCGAACAGGUACAACAUCCUCUGACUCAAAUGGAGUGGAGAGUGCCGCGUUUAUUACGCGCAGGAGUAAAAAGACAAAACACAGAGUUGAACACAUCUUCUAAAAGUUGAAUUGCAACCAAAAAUUGUAAAAGUUCGUUUUAAUAAUGUCCUUAUGAACUGGGUGUCGAUUCCAAUAAAGAGAUAAUCUUAGAGAGUCUCUCCAAAUCGAAAGUGGUUUCAGUGCUGUAGAGUCAGUCUUGGUCAUCAGAGUAUGACUAAUAUUGAACUUCAGUCCGUCGGAGUUGUCGUCUCUAGUCCUCUAUCCAGGCUAAGUCUUGUUGUGCCACUCACCAGCACCACUGCAGUCUGGACACAUCGGGGGUAUUUAUACUUUCUGCUCUUCCCUGACAUGAGGGGGUUUAUUUUUGAUAUCCUCCGUUGCUGGAAAUUCUCCUCCCACUCUCGUACUUCACGAGACACUCGCAGAUAAAACGGAUCCAAUGAGAAUAGACCAACACUCCCCCCUUCUGAAAUAGCUUGACAGCCGUGCUCCUAUUAUUAACCCAGUGUGCCAGAAGACAGCGGCAGGACAUCUAUACUACGCAUAGCUGGGAGCCCGCUAUUCGAGUUAUUUCAGAGGGGUGUGUGAGUGGCAGGCCCCCACAGAGCCCGGAGUAGCCUACCCCCAAAGGCCGAGCUGCUCUAUUCCCACACAAAAGACCACCGCUGGAGGGAGAAAAGCUCUCUCUCUCUCUGUGUGUGCAUGAACAGACCACCACGCUGAGAGAUGUUUCAUCAGCAGUGGAACCAUCGGAAGAAUAUCAUCACUCAAUAUAUUUUUCGCUGCAUAAUCCACAAAGAAACGAUGAUUAUUGUGAACCAAAGAGCCUUUACAAAGAAAGCAACGUUGUGCAUUAAAAUAACCCUUUAAUUAAAGAGCAAUGACUCAUCAAGCCCUAAACCUAAAAAUAAAAUCUAAUUAUAAACAGAACGAAACCAGAAAAUUCCCACUCAUAUUUACAUCCUGCAUAAAAAAAAAAUCUGUGUAAAAACUCAUUCAUAGUGUUACAGAUUCCGUAAAGACAUCUGGUGUAACUUAUCAUAAGCCUUGAUGCGCGUUUUCCAUGUAAAAUUAGUUUGAUACCAGGAGGUGUGCCAGGAGAAUGUCAGUACUGUAAAUAAUAACGAUCAUCCAGAAGAUGUAGUUACACUCUGUCACCAUGAGAUGGCGCCAGAGAAAAACAAACGUCUCCGUGUACUUUGCUGAACAGAAACGACCGUAAACUUGAGGUGUCGCUCUUUGCCUUCAUUUCAAUUUAAAGCUGUCUUCAACCCACUCACAUUUUCUCAAUAGUUUUAUGCAGAUAAUCAUGUUAAUGAACUCUCACAUGAACACAUCCUGCGUGUGUUUCUAAGAUGGUUUACUGUCUUCUCUUAAACAUGUUACUCCUGUGAGUGGAAGCCAUUGUGGCUGCUGGGCAUAAACACGUGUGUAAAAGUAUAACCAUCAAUGACAUAAAUCAGACCACAGCAAGUAAAUAGAUAAUGAGCAGAGGUACCUUGUUUGGAACUGUUUUAUAAUAUUUAAGGAGUGAGAGAACAAGGAUCAUCUUUUCAAUUAAUGCCCAACAAAAUUUAAAUAAAUAAGGAACAAUGCAACAGCUGUUCAAAUUUUGUUGUUUGUUUAUUUCUAUGUUUUCUGUCUACUUCAUGUAUUUGAUUUAUAACAAAUAUGUGGAAUAAAAGGGGGAAAAAGGUGCUCAUGCAAUUGAGGUCAGAGUGAAUAUCUUAAAAUGAAAGCCCAAGGAACAGGAUGGAGCAACAGACACACUAACAGACUGAAAGAGACAAAGGACUAGGUAGGUAGGAGUUUGUGCUCACUGUCACAGAGGAUACAUCACUGUGUAAAAACAAUACUUUUUACAUAUAGACAAAGCAUUUUCAACAAUAUUUUCCUCCCUGUACUGGACACAUUUCACUUCUUGGAGUCCACACAUAUAAUGUUUACAAUCUGAGUCCACCACACACAGAGCAGUCAGUGCUCGUGUUUACUUUUUCUGUGCUAAUAAUCAGCAGCUUGUUAAUGUCGGUAAGAUUAAUGUCGGUAUAACAGCUCACACAUUAUAGAGACUCUGGCAGCUGUGACCAAAUACAAGCCUUAAGUUCUCUGGUGUUUUUAUUUGCUUUAUGUUGAAGCUCUCGGGAUGUUGACUAGCAGCUAGUAACUGACUGAUCGCCUGCUGCUGUUUCGCACCAUAGAGCAACUGUGGAUGGAAGACAAGUGAAGGACCAGACAUUUCUUUAAGUCUGACAUAUAUAUUUAGAACCCAUGAAUGAUGGUAACUUUAAAAUGAGCAAUCAUGACCCCUUUUCAUUACAUUGUCAUUUACAAAGCAUGAGCCCUCUGGUAGCAGUAGUUGCCACUUGGACGGAUGAUUUCUAUCUAUCUGAUCAAAUAUUUGUUUGUUUGUUUGUUUGUUUGAUUGAUUCUUGAUGCUUUCAUGAUUCAAUGUGUGUCAACAAAAACAUUAUUUCAUUAUGAGUUAAUUGAAAAAUGCUUGCAAUGAUAUGAUAAAUUGUUAUAUAGGAUAUUUUGUAUUGCAAUUAAUUAAGAUGGUUUGUCUUCACCAUGUCCUCAGCAAAAUGGAUCAGAAACUCAAAGCCAUCACGUAUUAGGAACAUGGAAACCUUUCCCCCCCUAAUACUGUGUUCUUAGGUGUCACGUAAAUUGAGCCUAAGAUUGUAUUUAUUCAUGGAAAAUGUCAAUUGUGCACUUUAAUGAGUUUAUUGUCUUAUGCAUGGAAGGACAUGCAGAAAGAUGUGCUGCUUUAAAUGUCCUUAUUAAGAUCAACAAUGAUCUUGUCUCUGUCACCAAAUGUUUGUUUUUAAACAAUCCAUAGAGAGAGGGAAAGAGUUGAUAUAAUAGUGUUAAGGAAACUGUAAAUUAAUAUAUGACAUAAUUAUAUUUCCAGUUUGGUCCAACUGAAACAUGAACAAUUACAGUCAAAAUAUUAAUGACAAAAAAUAAAAACAAACACUUCAGUCACUUUCUGCGUGCUUCCCCUUUGCAUCUUGUGUGUUUGCCAGGCUAUGAGUCCGCCUCGCCGUGAGUCCGGCGGUGGGAGGGGGGCGGGAUGAUACUACAGCUCCUGUCACACAUGCUGUACAGCAACAAUAAUAUUUGGAGAGUUACAAGUGGCUGCGGUCUGCAGCUCAAAUCGAGACUCAUGACCAAUGAGCUCUCUCUCUUUUGCGCACACACAAAAAGAUUUCCCUCGAUAGCGACCAUGGGUUUUUACGCGCGUCUUUAAAGCUCAGCAGCUCACAGGACUCAGUGGCCAGAGAGGAAUUGGUGCAACAUGGGAUUGAAGCUGCAAGGCAGAGGCUGCUCAGUUUUCUGAGGACGCACAAGCGGCGCUCCUUGCCAUUACGCACAACUUUUAUCUGCAUGCAGAUUCAGACGAAUUACAGAGUAUAGUUUGCAAAGCAGGAGCAGAGAUGGCCAUAUUCACUGGUUCUUUGAUGGUUCUGAUCAAAUUUCUGCUUUAUCUAAAACUUACAUAUUGCAUGGAGGUGGAUUUCUGCAUACCUGUCCGCGUGGAUCACCAAAAGCACGACAAACAUCUGCACCGGCGCGCGGAGCAGGUGAAUGAUGGACACAUUACUUUCAGAUUGAGUGCAUUCAAGCAGGAUUUUUACCUCCACCUCACCCCGGAUGCUGGUUUUAUUGCAUCAGACAACCUUCUAUCUGAGAGCACCUCAUCAGCAUCCAACUCCUCCACCACUGCUGACCUCAGGGAAUGCUUUUAUGCCGGGGAUGUCAACGCAGACCCGGACUCCUUCGCAGCGCUCAGCCUGUGCAAAGGUCUCCAUGGGGGAUUCUCCUAUCAUGGAAUGGAAUAUUUCAUUAGCCAGAGCCGGACUGAGGACGCAGCUGCUGCGUCUGGAUCUGCAAACUCCUUCGACAGGACACAUGUGAUCCGCCGAAGAGGACGCACUGAGCACUCUGACGGUAACAUCACCAGCAGGUGUGGAGUUACACCUGACCCCAACUUCAACGUGUCCUUGGAGAAAUACAGACACAUGAGUGAGGUAGAGAUGGAUGGUUUAACUGAAACUGUGCUGAAAAGUUUGGGCAGGUCCAAGAGAUUCGCUUCCAUCCCCAGGUUUGUGGAGGUUUUGGUGGUGGCAGAUGAAUCUAUGGCCAAAUUUCACGGGGAUGACCUGAAACAUUACCUCUUGACCCUGAUGUCAGUAGCAGCCCGGCUUUACAAGCACCCCAGCAUUCUCAACUCUAUAAACAUAGUGGUGGUGGGCUUCAUGGUGAUAAAUGAAGCUGACAAGGGACCGAAGGUUUCCGGCAACGCAGCUCUGACUCUGCGCAACUUCUGCUCCUGGCAGAAGAAGUUGAAUAAGCACAGUGACAAGCACCCGGAGUACUGGGACACUGCCAUACUGUUCACCAGACAGGUAAGCAGGGGAGGGCUGAACACUGCUGUGAUGCAUCACACUGGUGGUGCAAAAAUUGGAGUAAAAACACAAGAACGAGCUGUACAGGGGUGGAUUAUGACACAUUUUUUUGCAUAGACAUGUAAAAACUACCUGUCUCUGUAUUUAAAAGCAAGACAGUUAGAAUUGAAGCAACACAGGUCUUAUACUAUGUAAGGUGCAUGUGAACUGUCAGACUGGAAAGGGACCUUAUUUGUAGGCAUAACUUGUCUCUUUGUGGUCAAUUUGCAACAUUUAUUGUCUGUAUUCAACUCAAGCUUUGUAUGACUUCCUUAUGUUUUUAAGUUAAAAAAUGUGGUGUAAUUAGAAUAAAACUAGUGAUCGAUAAACAUACUCCAACAUAAAAAAGCUCAAUUUGGCAAAGACUUCAAUUUUUCAAUUUUGGAAAGACUCCAAGUCCAUGAGAGAGUUUUGGAGGAGGAAUGCAUGCUGUAAUUGCUAACCCUAUCAAAAACAUUCUCUGUCACUGAUAAAGAGGAGCUCUUGAUGGCAAUUUGACAAUUUGAUGGACAGCGGUGAAAUACAUUUACUGCAGUACUAUACUUAAAGCUCCUGUGAGGAACUUUUGGUUUGCGUCAACUUUAGCACCCCCCGGUGGACAAAGCAGUCUUUGUUUAUCGUGUCCUCUACAUACUAAAGCAACAUUUUCUAAAAAUAAGCCUAUCCUGCUGGGUUUUGACUGGAAUAUCUCCAAGUCAAACUAACAUCCCUUAAACUGUGGUGGGGUCGAUUUGCUCCUGCAUGGGUACACCUUACUCAGAUCUUAACUGGCCUAAUCAGUUGGCGGCUUUGAACCGUAAGUCUAACAGCACAAACACAUUACAGAACGGCUUGUAAAUAAAAGCCCGUUAGAAGAAUUGGGGAAGUGUACAAAGCUGUCAUAUUGUAUAUACAAAAGGUACAGAGCUAAAGAAAUGUUUGUGUUUUUACUGUUCAGCAUGCAACCAGUUAGAUUCUUGCUAACCUGUUUGUCAAUUGUUUUAGUAUAUGACAGAAAGACAACAAGAAGACAGCUUAAUGCACUAUGCACUAAAGUUAAGCUAUAGUAAGAUUUAGAUUAGGCUUUUUACCUGGACUACUAGAAGUUCAGUUUAGUGUGAUUUCAUCUGAACUGAUGUAUUAACUUGUAUUUUAAAGGUCCAGUUUGAGUCAGACUCAUGCAAAAACACUGAUUCUUUUAACAGCAUGUAAAUGCUCUGAAUGACCCAGAAUGUCCAGAUCUGUCCAGAUUUUAAGUUAACACUCAAUCUCUGCAACAUACCAGCAUGAACCCUUUGCUGCCGUUGUUUAAAAUGCUUAUUAAGAGUACCAGGUGCAUCAAUCUCACAUUAUGUCUUGAGCAUAAACAACCAUACUAUAUCAAAGUCCACUUCCUCCAACUCUGCCAGAGCCAAGUAAGUGCACUGACUGUGCUUGAGCACUCACUCUAGUCAAACAAGCUGCACUUUAGAGGUGAAAACAUGUUUAGGCAUGAUACCAAUCGCCUAGUGUGAGUGCACCCUCAGAAAGGUCAGCCACCCAAUAAUUUCUUUCGUUCAAGGUUAUAUGACUUAACAGACUUGCUGCAGACCACAGAAACAGCUACUUUUUCUUCACUUUGUUCGUUUCAACUUUAAAUGACAAAUAAUGCCUCCAAACACUCUGCCUACCCUCGCCUGUCAGAUGGUACUUCCGUGAACUUGUACUCUGGGGGCAGCAAACUGUGAGUUCACUUCAUUUGCCUCAAUGAGACAGUGGAAAAGAGCAACUUUGCCUGAUCUUUCCAAGAAACACCUCACCACUGUCCGUAUGUGGAAUAAGAGCUCAGUCCCUAUCUGACCCCUUCACAGAGCUUUAAGAGAGCCCAGUUAGACUCCAAAUUAAUUGCUCAUUCACUCUAACUCUUGUGAAUUGAGACUUUAUGAAGCGUUCAGCCCUGCCAUAGCUGAUAAUCCCACAUGGAUCCCAGAGCUUUAACCACUGAGGAGUAAAUCUUUCUCCAUAAUCUCUAACUUUCCCUCAACUGUCCCUCUUUGAUGCCUGCUCAGUGUCGCCUGCUUUCCAUUAGAUCCAGUUAAGCCAUCUGAUACGAGCCCUCACUCUUUCACUGCAUAGCAACUACCACAAACAAUGCGCCGUCUAAACCAGCAGAGAGUCACAGUGGUGCAGGAGAGGAUCCUUUGUUUACACUGAGGAUGAUUAUAUGUAGGAAAGUGUAGGUCCGGUGUUGUCGUCCUUGUCGGGCAUGAUGAGUGCAGCUGCUGGUGGAAAAAACCUUGUAAUAGGUUACAAAGAGCGAGUGGUUUGGGAUGCACAUGGCUGGCAGAGGGAGCUUCUGGCACCGCAGGGCCUUAUUGUAUCAUUGGGUUAGCAAGUUCACUGUCCACGGUGUGUUAAUAUUUAGUUUGGACACUAAUAAAGCACAGAGAAGUCAUUUUGAUCCAACGAAUUAAUAUAAUCCAUGACCAGAAAUGAUGAAACACAGACAGAAUCAGUUUAAAGAUACAGAAAAAGCUUUCCACUAAGCCUUGGGACAGGACGAAGCAACUAUCAUCUAGAUAACCAAUGAUAUCAUUUUGUACAAUAAUAAACAGAUCCAACAAAAAUAAAAUGUUCCAAUAAUAAUCAAGUUUUCCACUGGGAGGAGGCUUAUCAGUUGUCUUUUUGAUUAAGGAGCCAGAAACUCACAUGUCAGCAGCGUGUGAGGCUGCACAAACGCUGUCCUUCGUGGCAAACUGAUUAUGUGAGCAUGCAUCAGUUAGUAAAAUCACGCACAUACAGGAUGUCAAGUUUAUAAAUGUAACUUUGAAUCAUUCUGGCAGGAAGUAGAUGGCUUAGUAAAGUUAAAAAAGUUUUAUUUGGAUCAUCUAUUGUUGGACCUGAAUCCCAACUCAAGCAGAUUUAUGACUUUGCUACAUCCUGAAAACAAGAUUAAAUUUAUGAAAAUCAUCAGGAAGUGCUGUUCUCUUUGAUGACCUUCAACAUCUGUGCAGGGUGAGAGCGAUCUCGAAGGCAAAGGUCUUGGUUUUGGGCCCUCAGCGUCCUGUACACGGGGAGUUUAAGAUGCUUUCAGAUGGUGGUUCAGUCUGAAAACCGUCUUUUUUAACUACAUCAUCUGUUGGCUUUUUAAACAAACUUUUACUGCUGUGAUUUGAACAGGAAUGAUGAACUAGAGUGUAUGCACAAUAGAUUAGUGCCCUUCAAGGUUUGAUCCAACCAUCACUCCCAGCAUAACCACACAAACAAGUCCUAUCUGACUUUGAGAGCCUCUUGAAAACUUUACACUUGUGUCUCUUUGAUUACAGGAUCUCUGUGGAGCUACAACCUGUGACACACUGGGGAUGGCAGAUGUUGGGACCAUGUGUGACCCAAAGAGGAGCUGCUCUGUCAUUGAGGACGAUGGCCUGCCCUCAGCGUUCACAACAGCCCACGAACUUGGUGAGAAAGCUAGCCAGCAAAAGGUUUUCAUCUGCAGGGUCUUUCAUCUUUAGAGAAAUACUAAUGCACAUGUGGUUCAAGAGUAUGAUGGGAAAAAAACUGCAUAUAAUCCCAGUCUGAAAUGUCAAAGGAGUCCAGUUUGACAAAUGCAAACCUGGACAAUCAGUGUGCAAAGCGCCCUGACUGGAGGGCCGUGUUACUUUCAUGAUGAUCUAUACAUCCUGCAGCACUGCUGGGUGGCUAUUAAAUUACUUUUACCUGAAGUUGUGUCUGCAAAUCAGUUCCUCAUCAGAUGGGCUGAAUCAGAACCAGCAGGUCUGAGGGUCAAGGUUGGGACCAAUCCAUGCUGGAUGUCCUUUGAUCAGGGACAUUUCCUCUGAUAGACUGCAACCAUUACAGCCUUUCUGCAGGCUGAUGAAAGCAGCUGCAGUAAUUCCAAAGCUUUUUGUACCUGUGGGUCAUUUAGACUCCAACACAAGUAAAAACAGCGACCAGUUUGAAUUUGAGCACAGGUAAGAUGAGCCAUUGUUAGCCAAGAACCUAAAGCUACUCAUAACUAGACCAUCAAACCAACCAAUGACUCAAGAAGACAUAAACACUAGGAGUGGGAAUCACCAGUGGCCCCACGGUAUGAUAUUAUCACGAUACUUAGGCCACAAUACGAUUAUUGGGUGUUUUAACAUUUUGCAAUACAGUGAGUAUUGUGAUACAAUAUAUUGUGAUUUAUGUAAUUUUUUCAUCCGUUUAGCUAAUUUAGCAUUUGUCUUUCCUUUAUGUUUGUCUUAUUUACACUGUGUUUUAUUUACAUGUAGCACAGCUUGCAAACCUUAUAUAUACUUGUCGCACUAACUUUCUCCUGCUCUAUGAUGUCACCUCUGCCAUCCUCACUGGACAAACAGAUGAUUUUGUUCUUCCAUUGUCAUAGAUUUGACUUCAUAUUAACAAUUCAUUUGAAAAAUCGAUACUUGAUAAAUGAGACGAUACGAUAUAUCACCAGACAAAAUAUUGCAAUACUAUGCUGUAUAGAUUUUUUCUCCUACCCCUAAUAAACACUGAAUACAACUUAAUUUAAGGGGUGAAUGCACUUAUAUUUUAACAACUGAGCCAGCCAGGAUGCCUGUUUGUCUCACACAGGGGUGUGUAUAGACUAUUUUUGAGUGGGGUGGUCCUGCCAGUUAAAAUGCCAAUAAAAAGAUCAUGCAUGUGUCCAAUUUAAAAGAAAAGCAUGUCAAUGAUUACAGACUCAUCUUAAUUUAAUUCAAGGCAAUCAACAUCAACAGGUAAUUGAUUAAGAUGUGCGCAUAUGCAUCAAGAGUUUUAAGCUUUUUUGAUCUGUUGACUCUGUCACAGGUAAGGGUGGAAAAGAAGAUAAACCUCUAAUCCUUCCCUGUCUGCUUUUUUUACGUCUUUUCUCCUGUUAAAAUGAAAUGCAUACAGCUUGACACGCUCCUGAACCUCUUUAAUUAGGGCUAAUCCUGUUAAAGUGACAGCUUUUCUCUGGUUUUCGGUCAUCCGAGGUGGAGAAGGCUGUGAAAGAAACACGACUCAUGUCUGAGACCAAAGUCAAAAGUAACUUAUGAGGCCCCAGGAGAGGGAUAAGUUUACACUGUCUACAUAUAUGUUAAGUAAUUACACAAUUUCCCCUUCCAAUGGUCCUGUUUCACAAGUGAACAUGCUGAGACCAUUUUUUUUCUCCUGGAAAGAGCUUUAUGUUCGUAUUUAGGGACUUAGAUGAUUUCCCUGGGAGCUGAAUUCUCCUGUCAGACCUGGUUUAAGACGUGGACGUAUGCCAUGUUGAGUAUUCCCAUGUUUAAGCACAUUCCUGUCUGCUAUGACAUCAGCCUUAAACCAAGCCAAGUUCAGCUAGCUUUGCCUUAUACAUACAUGUGUGGAGUGAAGACUGGCAAAGAGUCAUUACCAUAGUCGCUUCUCUUUUGCUUCCCAGGGAUUGUACCCAGUCCUUAUCGUGUCUUAAAUCCGGCUGUGGUUGGAAAUAGAAAUACUUAAGUCUAACAAAGAUGUGACCCUGUGUCUUUCCUCUCUCACUCUCCCUUCAGGCCACGUCUUCAACAUGCCCCAUGACAAUGUGAGGGCAUGUGAGGAGGUAUUUGGGAAACUGAAGGACAACCACAUGAUGUCCCCCACCCUGAUUCAGAUCGACAGGAGCCGGCCCUGGUCUGUGUGCAGCGCAGCCAUCAUUACCGAGUUCCUGGACAGAGGUCAUGGUUAGUAAACACUUCCUGUUUGAGUGUGUGGAUUCAGAUGGAGCUUUAAUUCUGUCCAGACUUCAGACUUCUCAGCUGGUUGUAAUCUAAUUGUACCCACACAGAAAAAAAAAACAGACCUUGGUGCUUCUUUGCCAUGGUUACGUCUGAACUCUGAAGGGCUUUCACAUGACCGAAUACUUUGAGUUUGACUCUUGGGUGCAUCCGUCUUGGAGGAAAGUUUGAAAAACGUCUGAGAAAAUACCUGCAGACUGAUUUAAAUGGGCGAAAAAUCCACAAAAACAGUUCACAGGCUAAAAGAGUCGCUUUAAUUAAGACAUGAGUGGUCAAAACAGAGGGUGCUCAGAGUGCGCAAAGUUUGACUGAAAACAGCAGCAAAUGUUUUAGUCUUUGACUGUGGCAGACGAGGAGUGAAACUUCUGCUACUGUUCUCACUUUAACUAAAAGAAAAGCCAGUAAAACGCAAACCAAAAACAGUGAAAAAAGAAAACAGAUCAAGAUCAAGUCACAGAGACAAGAUGAGAUGUAAUAUUGUGUAGGUGGCAGAAAAUCAGGAACUUCGUACAGAGAAGUUGGAGGGAACUUGUUCCACAGUUUCAGGGCAUCAACAGAGAAGGCAUGGUCAGCCCUGGUAUUCAACCCGGUCUUAGGGACCAUGAGAAGCAGCCGAUCAGUAGAUCUCAAAGACCUCAAGGGAGUGCUGCCUUGCAGGUGGUCAGGGAUGUACUAUCUUGCUAUACCACUCAAGCAUUUAAGAAUAAAUAACAAGAUCUGGAAAUGAAUUCCAAAUUGGAGAGGUAGCAAGUGGAGGUCAAUUAAAAGAUGAGCAGCAGCUCAUGCAGACAUGACAGCAAGGCCUGGUCAACACCAAAAUAAAGUGCAUGGCAAUAAUCCAAACAAGUAGAAACUAAAGCCUCUAACACUCACUCAAAGUUACCAAAAUAAAUAAAAAAAACAGGUUAAAUUUUUGAUAAAAGCCUCAGAUGGUAAAAUUUAAGAUUCAUCAAAAGACAAAUUAUGGUCUAUUUCGGUACCAAGAUCAGUAACCAUGGGUCUGACAAGAGUUUGCAGGGAGCCAAGGAUGAUCAUAGCUUUAUUUUUACUUGGAAAAGUCUGUUGAUGGUUAGUUUUAUAUAUGAGGGCAUGUUGUGUUUUCAUGCUAUCACAUCUACAUUGGCAGCAUCUGCAGUUAGCUUAAGCUCAGAGCGGAUGAAGAUGUUCUAAUGCUAAGAUUGGGGUUUGUUUUAUCAAAUACAUGUUUGGGCAAAAAAUCAACAAGCAGGUUCUAUAUUUCUGAUGUCCAUUUAACUUUAUGUCCAACGUUUUCCAAUGUUGCUAAGGCUGCAAUCGUAACGCUGUCUUCAGCUUGCCCCCCGAUUAGCCAUCGUUCUGUUUCACUCGACAAUAAUCAAUUACCAAUGUGUCGAUAUUUUUAAACCUAUUUUGACUGAUAUUCAUGAAUACACUCCUGCUUAUCGUCAUGAUGAAAGCCAAGUAUCUUAAUAUUAUCAGUAAUGAUACAUGAAACUGUAUUGCGCCAGAAAUUACCCAGAAGAAUGUCAACACUCACUUCCAACGAAGCAUUUUCUCCUGGUGAAUCUCAUGCUGAUUACAAGAUACUUCCAGUAUCCACAUUGACUUUAAAAUUCAGAGGAAUAUCAAUAUGUCAAACAUCUUUUUAUCGUCAGUCGCUCUUGCAGUGCCAAGACAUAUUUUCUUUCUGUUGACUACCAUAAAUGACUGUGAGCGGAUUCUACUUAGUGACAAAAUUAGACACCAAUUUAUAACCUGCACUUGAUCAGCACUCUCAGUGUAUCAACCAAAAGGAAACAUCAAAGCUACUCUGCCGUCUCCUCACCAUGACUCACUCGUUAUCUAAACACAGUCCAGUGUCUGCACUGUCUCAUGUUUGCCUCAUUUUUAAACAGAUAAACUAUCAGAGAAUUCAUUAUUUCUAUGCGGGUUUUCUCCCCUCUUCUUAUUUCCUUGGAUGGUAAUAUUUUUGCUACUGUGUCAACAGACAAAGGUGGAAUUUGCUGGAGUUUUUCUCUGGGAUUUCAGUGAAAUGCAUUAGAGUCUGAAUGUUGUUUCUGUUGUUGGUUUGCACCUGUAGGAGACUGUCUGCUGGAUCAGCCUCAAAGGCAACUGUCCCUCUCAGACAACCUACCUGGUUCCAGCUACAGCCUGCACCGACAGUGUGAGCUCGCCUUCGGACCAGGAUCCAGACCUUGCCCGUACAUGCAGCCCUGUUCCAAGCUGUGGUGCACCGGAAAGGCCCGGGGUCAGCUGGUCUGCCAAACCCGACACUUCCCUUGGGCUGAUGGCACCAAUUGUGGCAAUGGGAAGGUCUGCUACCAAGGAACUUGUGCAGACAAGAACACCACCAUGCACAUCCCGGUAAGAGGCGGCUUGAAGAAAAUGCUGUCUUUUACUGCUUGGUUAUUAUUCUGACAUAAACAUGAAUCAUGGUGUAUUUUUCUUUGGUCUCAGGUGGAUGGGAAAUGGGGAAAAUGGGGUGCAUUUGGAGACUGUUCUCGGAGCUGUGGUGGAGGAGUCCAGCUGGCCAAGAGAGAGUGUAACAACCCUGAACCUGAGAAUGGAGGCAAAUACUGCUACGGCCUUCGCCUUAAAUAUCGCUCCUGUAACCUCAACCCUUGUCCUGAAACAGGUAAACUAGCCUCUGUUAUACUAAAACACCUUAAACUAUCAUACACUGAACCAUUCUUACAGACAAUUAUUGACCAAUCACCUAUCAAACCUGUCAACCUGGCAUUGUGUCAAACGUAACUUUCUUUGAAUGUUGAUAUAGGCUGUAAUUGUUUGCAGGCUCACUUUCCCCACCUACAAACCUUGUGCUCCUUCAGUAGGUUUCUGUAGCCCAAAGCGUGGUGUUUGCCACAAUGACUCCAACGUACUUUGAGCUAAAAAUUGGCAUUUUGAGAUGGGCUGUAGUUGUGAUCACAUGGCUCUUGAAUGCAGCCUUAAUAACUCUUGGGGAACUGCAAUCUUUCGAUUAAAUUCAUCUGUGAAAGUCAUUGCUUGGUUCCCUUAAGUCCAACAAGACUUAAUUCCAUGACAUGCACCUCUACCGUGUUGUCUCUUGGAGUUGGUCCUGUAGGCUAGUCAGCGUUUUUUGUACUCUGAAAUGAUUUUUAGAAAGUAUACACUUUAAACAAACCAGACAAGCUGUCCGUGUUUGCCAAAGAUAUUUGGUCAUCUCUAUAUCCAGAGGAAUUCUCAUGUUUUUAAAUCUUGGACCUGAUUUCACAUUUUUGGGAUCUAAAUAACUGAUUGUGUCAGGAUAUUGUGUCCCAGUAGACUGCUGCUGUUGGCAGCCCCAUGACAGGCUGAGAGGGCUGCAAUGUUACCCUUUAAGACUGUUUAUCUUUUAGAUUUAAAGGCAAACAAACUGCUCAAAAAGGCAAACAACUAUUGUCCCACAGUUUGGAUAGAGCAUAGUUAUGCUUUCAAUUUCCAAAGACUCCAUGGACGAAGACUUGGAAGUAACUUCUCUGAUUUAGCAGCACAAGUGCUUCCAGCUUCAACAGAUUUGGAGCACUAAGAAAUAAGGGGCAUCACAGCUUCUGUAAACUUGCUAACAUUUCUUUUACUGUACAGAACACCACCACUGGGGCUUUGCAACCUAAUAUUGUUUUUGAGCUGUUGCGUUAUAGAUAGAAACUUCUAUUUAACCAAGAUGUGGGGGCACUAAAUAUUUCGUGAACCAAUGAAUAGACAUAACGGAAAACGGAGAAUGAGACUGACAGAUGGACAACAUGAACAUAGAUAUUGAUAUUGAGAAACAAGACUGUCAUGGUCAAGUAGUUCUGUCUGCAAAGAAGGAACCCCAAAUUGCUAAUCAACCACAGGAGAGGAAAAUGGGGAACUAAGAAAAACAAUUAUUAGCAUGCAAACAAAUGCACCCAACUGUGCUUUGAGGUCACACAGGUUUGUUUUUUUUCAUAUCUACAGGUAAGAGUUUCCGUGAAGAGCAAUGUGAGGCAUUCAACGGCCUCAACCUGAACACCAACAGACUGGGCUCAUCUGUGGUCUGGGUUCCCAAAUACUCUGGCAUCUCCCCCAAAGACAAGUGUAAGCUCAUCUGCCGCGCCAAUGGAACUGGAUACUUCUACGUCCUUGCUCCAAAGGUAUGCAGCUGAUGAGGUCAUCACAGAAUCAGGUUUUCACCUUAUAAAUGUCAUGGCCAAAAGAAAAUCAUGCAAAUUAUAUUGUUUUGAUAUUUAAGAAAGACUUAAAAAGAAACUAAACCACAAGGAAAGGCCAUCCAAGUGUGGAGGUUACAGCCUAGCCUCGCUAAUCUGACUAAUUCCUAUGUCAUCAUCUAUUUCUAAUUAUGGUCAGUUAUUUUUUAUCUGCAGAAACCUCUACAGAGAAAACUGCCUCUUGUUUAUGAUGCUUUUAUUCUGACGUUUUACUGUCUUGGGUUCACAUGACUUUGUAUCCUGUAUUAUAAAAGCAUGCUUUUACUUUGAAAUAAGGUACAUGCUACUGCAGGUAGAUUGUAAAAUACAACACUGGAUUAAAUCUGCCAAAAUAAUGGCACAUCGUUCACGGCAAACCAGAAUAAAGAUCUACCUCUACACCUACUAAAAACCACAGUAUGCAUAUUUUCAGCUCGGUAUUAGUUUCAUGAGCUGGUUGUCAUCAUCACUGCAGUACUGCAACAGCCCAGUGGCUGAUAUAUGUACUCUACAUGCAACAAAUUAGUGCAUCUAUUACAAUUGAUGGUAGAAUUUUUCUCAUUUCCAAAUUAUAUUCAUUAGGAAACCUCCAAGGGUUCGAUGUGUGAACGAGUAGAGAAACUCCAACGAGUUCUGAAAAGUUCACAGCAAAUGACAUAUCGACUGCUUUCACAUUACCAGCGAGGCAUAAUUACCCAACCAUCUGGAGGCUGAUUUGAGGCCGAUAAUUGCAGCUUUAGUGCAAAUGUGGUUGCAGCCUGUAGAGAGAGUAUAGAGCAAUGCUGUCAGCUUUCAUUAUGCUGCUGUGAAUGUGAGAACAUCCUACCACACUUAGAUCUGUCCAGCUAAGGCAAAACAUCAGGGAAUUAGUAUUAUUUCUGAGUAUAUUAUACCUAACAAUGGAGUCUGACCUCUCUCUCUUUGAACACCUCAUUAUUAUGACUUCAGACUUCAUGGAAGGUUGAAACAUUGAUGUGGAAAUAUGCAGCUGCUCCUUGUUUAGAAAGGUUUCCUGCAUUUGGUUAAAUACCUGGUAUAUUUUGACCUUUUUCUAAGCCCAACAAGAGGGGAUUUGUUAUUGGCAGCAGAGAAAACUGUUGCUGCAAGAAUGAUAGAGUGGUGAGAGGGGGAAACAUGCAGGGACAGUAUCACCUAACAGCUGUGGCUUGUCAGCAACUAUUUAUGCAACCAGAAAGGAAACAAUCUUGUAGCAGCGACAUGAGCCAACAUCUCGUUUACACUAAGGGGACACCGUACACUCCCUGUGGUGCUGCUCAGACUUUCUGAUUAUGUGCUGAAGCUCUUUGGCUUAUGACAUUUGUUUAGUCAACGGAAUCAAGUCUGGAAAUUGGUGGAACAUGGAUGUGCCAAAAGUUUCUGUCUUGUGCAUUCCUUCCCCUUGUUCUUACAUAAGAACUGGCAUAAUUUGAUGUUUCGGGCUCUGCAGGUUGUGGAUGGGACUCCCUGCUCUCCUGACACCUCAGCUGUAUGCGUUCAAGGAAAAUGCAUCAAGGCCGGUUGUGAUGGAAAGCUGGACUCUAACAAGAAGUUUGACAAGUGUGGUGUCUGUGGUGGAGACAACCAGGGCUGCAAGAAGGUCUCGGGGCUCUUCACCAAACCAGUGUAAGUUGUAUGUUUGCAAUAUACUGCAGCUAAAGGAGCAGUUUGUUAGCCAGAUAUAUGAAAGCAACAGUUGUUAAGAAAGGCUUAGGCUUUCAACUGCUGCAGACAGGUCAGCUCUAUCAUAGGAUUUAUCUAAUUUGAACAAAUUCCAACCCCCGCGUUAUACUUGGUUCGUGGUUCAGCCCACAGUCACUGAUUGAUUAAUCAGGUCAAGGAUGUGCAAAUCAUUGAUGUAUCGUAAAUCCUGCAUCUUAGUUUGACGUAGUUUUAAUCACUUUGAGCUCAAGAUGAUCCAGCAUACACAGUAAUGUCUGUAGAGUUUGUUAUUUCAGCUCAGCCUUCAGCUUCAACAGCUAACACAGUAUUUUUUAUACAGUAAAUCUAUAACCUGCAUACCAUGUGUCAUUACGCAAUAAAAAAAAAAACUUUCCAUUCAACACUGCUGGUUUUCUAAUCGCACCUUGCAGAAAGUGGGUCAGAACCAGCAGAGUUCAGAGAGACAGGGAAUUCUGGUUGGUGAGUGAUGCAGACUGCAGCUGUAUCCUCUGUUUUAGAGAAGUCCCACGUAUGACAGCAAGUAGAUCUCUGAGUAUGUGGGAUUGCAGUUCACACACCUGCACCACCAGGUUGCAUGGAAUAUCUCCAGCUCAGUCACUUGUGUCCACAGUAAAUGAUGUGCCAUUGUUGCAGGUCAGAGUCACUGUUUUUUUUAGUUUGGUUGUAUUUUUGUCUCUUUCAAAGCCUGCAUGCCUAAAGAGCUAACCAGUGCACUGCAGGUGGAAGGAUACGAAUGAGCCACAUCUGAGAAUGUAGCCAUCAAGCCUUUUAAAUCACACCCACAUACCUCCUGAAGUAAAGGAAACACCCUACAACAGAGCCAUUAGAGGAGCUGUGGGGAUUUCUGGAGGUGUAUUAGCAGACAGCGCUUAGGUCAUAUUUUGGCCUCUUUUCAUAAGGCAUGCAGUGAUUCAUGGAGGAAAUUUUAGACAGACUGGUUCUUGAACCUGAAUCGGGAAUCCAAGAACAACCUGUUUCCUAUCAACAUUUAUCUCAGAAGGUGAUCAAUUGCAUAAAAUAAUGUCUUUGAAAAUUGAAACAGAUGUUUGAUGACUCAGCAAAAUGACACUAAGGAAUAUUUUACUACUCUAAUUCUCAAAAAUGCUCCAUAAAUGUCUCCAUGUGCUCCAGUAACAUUUACAUCCAUCUAGCUGGAAACUUUUGGGUUUACUUUAUUCUGUCAAGCGUCAUUAAUGCUCUAUGUCUCCCCUUUCUUUUCAGCCAUGGCUACAACUUUGUGGUGAUGCUGCCAGUUGGAGCUUCAAAUGUGGACAUCCGUCAGCGCGGCUAUCGAGGAAUGGUCAGUGAUGAAAACUACUUGGCGGUGAAGAACCGGCAUGGCAAGUACCUGCUGAACGGUAACUAUGUGGUGUCAGCUGUGGAGCGUGACCUGCUGGUGAAGGGAAGCUUGCUGCGUUACAGCGGCACCUCCACCUCUGUGGAGAUUCUUCAGGCCACCAGACCUCUGCAGGAGCCCCUGACGGUGGAGGUGCUCUCUGUGGGGAAGAUGACCCCACCCAGGGUGAGGUACUCCUUCUACAUCUCCAAAGAGAGCAAGGAGGAGAAGACUCUGCGGAAAGAGGAGAGGAGCCACACAGCGCAGAACAGCGUCUUGUCAGACAGCAACAGGGUGGAGGCGAAGAAGCAGAUGAUGGGGAAGAGGCCGUUGAGCCACUGGGUGACAGGAAGUUGGGAUUCUUGCUCACUAACCUGUGGGAAGGGUUUUCAGCAGAGGCUGGUGCAGUGCCAGAGCAUGGAGGGACGCCCUGCAGGAGAUUGUGACAGCGUUGACAGGCCUGCAGCAGUGAGACCAUGUGGGGAUCCGUGCCCCAUGUGGGACGCAGGGGCCUGGUCUCACUGCUCCAAGUCGUGUGGAAGGGGCUUUAAAAGGCGGCCAGUGCGGUGCAUGACAGACAACGGCCUGAAUCUACCGAGAGACCACUGUGCAGGACGGAGGAAGCCUCAGGAGCUGGACCUCUGCAACCUGCGGCCGUGUUAGAGCAGAACAGUCACAGCCUGAGGACUUCUUUUGUCAGUCAAAUCAUGAUAUGACAUGAACUUUAAGCCCUGAUCAGCGUGAUAAGGACUCUGAGGCCAUGCUGAGUGGAAAUACUCUCCAAAGCAUGAAGCCUUAUGGUGCCUGAAGGGCAUCUGCUGCAACAAAGAAUGGUAAUGGAGACAGAGAGGGUCUUCCUCUGUUGUUUAAAGAGACAGACAUCAGAUAAGGCAUGAAAAAAAUGAGGGAUAGCUGUGGAAACUGUUGAUCCCUCUGCAGCAGGUUUGACUUGUGGUUACUCUACCUCGACCAGGAAAGAUGACACAGUGCCUGAAAAGACAGAGAAAAACAGGAGGAGAAUAGACAAUUAUAAAACCUGGCACAGAGAUAUUACUCAGUUUGAAGUGACUUGCAUGGGACAAGGUGAAAAGAGGAGGGAAAUUAAAGUCCAGGAUGAAGAGAUAAAGUGUUGUGAGGUGAAACUCAUGCCUCUGAAGGAGCACUGUGCCGUUCUCUCACCUGUGAAACGACUUUUUUCUCAUUUCACUGAAUCAAAAUGUGAAACACAGUACUGUAUCAUUCAUGCAGGUCCAUGCAGUUUGUUUUUUUUUCAUCUGUUUUAUUUUCUUUCAUAUUUUCUAUUUAGUGCUAUCGGCUGUAUCUCAUGUAGAAAAUCAGAGAAGGCAGGUGAUCAAGUCCAAGCAAUUUGAUCUAAACAAUUGGAUUCACAAGCUUUAUAGGCUGCCGUAUUGCAUAAUUUACAAUCUUUGUAUAUUUCACCAAAAUCAAAUAAAUACAUUCUUUAAACUAGGACCAAAUAUAUCAAAGGAAACUUUUUAAUAAGGGGGAAGUUGGUGUAGUUAGAAUUCAGAUGUGAGAAUACUCUGUGUAGUGAAUGUACAUUAGGCUUUUUGCGACCAGUGCUACAAUACUGCAUCCACUUUUGUAAAAACCAAACUGAGCACAUUUAACUAUUUGUUCUUUGCUGCCAAAGAGUUAUAACUUUUAAAGAAGUCCUAGAAAUGCAGAAUUAUUGCUUACUUUUCAUUGCUUUUAUAAGGUACCUUAAAAAACAGAUUUUUCUAGGCUUUGUCGGAUUUCAAUUUCUUACAAUCCUUUCCUGUGAUUUUGCUUUUGAUGGGUUCCUCUGUUGUAGAGUUUUGACUAUCAAACACUCACCCACUGGAGUUCAAAAAUAUGGUUAAAACAAAUGACGCGAAUCGGGUGGGAGCUGAAAAUGUCUCAAUUUGAGCGGGUAUUCGCAUUGCAAUAACCAUACAGCACCAAGGUUGCUGGGUGACAUAUGAAAAUGGAUGGUUGUUCACUGGUAUCUAAAAUGGAUGACAAACUGAUCUUGUUGGUGUAUGGGUGCCCUGAAUUAUACGAUACCUUUUCUUUCAAUUACCGAAACCGGAAUUAAAAGGAGCUCGACUGGAGGCAAGUGAGUGAGGAGGUCGGAUUACCUGGUAAAUUGUAAAAAAAAACCUUUGUCUAUCACUUUAUCCCACCAUUUGAAUUGGCAGGGAUUACCAUUGAAAUUGGCAUAAACGGUAAUGACGCGUGAAUGAAGCAAGUAAAUACUAUUAAUUCACACAAAUUUUGCGAGUAAAUGAUUUUACUCGCGCUUGGUGUGAGCACCCCAUUUUAACUACACUUCACAAGAUGUAUUCACUUUAUAGAUAAAUUGUUUGCUUUAAAUGGAUGAUUUUGUGAGGACAUGAUACAAUACAGUAAGUCUAGCAAUUGUGUUUGCCACGUUAAAUAUUAAAUGAACUGUUCUCAUGCAACCUUUUUAAUGCUGGUAGACCUUUCUCCAUGUACUGCUCACAUACACCUGAAUUCUUCCCAAAAUCUAGAACUAAAGAUUGUACAUGUGCAAGCAAAUCAAAUAAAAUCCACCAGGAUCUUGGGAAUUCGUGUGACAAAGCCUGCCAGCCUUUGAGAGCUCCAUGAAAACUAGGGGUGAGCGAUUCAUGAUCAAACAACACAGCUGACUUUAUUUGGGCAACAAGUGAUUCCCGUAUCUUUUGGUCAGCUGCUUCACGUCAUUGGUAUUUCCCCUAACUUUUGCAGUUUUCUGUCUUACUGCUGCACAGCUGCUUCACCACCUCUUGCACUUCAUUAGAAAGCAUCGGCUAAAGUAUUUCAGGACAAGCUCAUGCAAAAUGUCCUCUUAAACUUUAUUUCUAGUCUUACACUUACCUUUUCUAUAAGCAGAUAAGUGAGUCUAACUCUUAAGUGUUAAAAUGACUUAUCAUCUCUCCGAGACAUGUACAAAGGGGAGUUAAAGGGAGAAUCUGACCUGACAUAGUCAAUUACCAAACACAUUACGGUCUUUUCUAUCUUGGCUUUGUAUUUUGUUGUUGGAACAGGUUUUGUUUUAAUUGGAUUACUAUAACUACAUUUCCCGCACAGAUGAAAAUAUGUGUAACAAAGUCGAAAAUGUAUCAUCAGCCUCAAAAAUAUUUGGUUAAAGUCCAGUUCUGGUGUCACACCCUCAGCUUGGGAAGUGUAAGGGCGUCUAUUUGGACUUGAAAUUUUACAUAUUUGCGUUGUUCAACAAUAACACAGACAGAAAUGCACUGAAAGAAGGGAUUACGACACCUCUGAGGUUAAGACUCUCAACACUUGUCAACAUACAUCAUUAAAUAACAGCUGCAAUUCAUCAGACAUUACAGCAUAACAGAUAAAUGUUCAUAUUUGUAGGAGGAAUCUUCUUUUGAGCUGGCUUGACUCGUGAUGGUAUCGCCAGAUUUGCAAAGCUGUUGUGUGUUUUGAGACUUUAUUUUAGGCUGUUUUUCUUCCUUUGUACAAAGUCCAUGUUUGGGUCAGAUUAAAGUGAACCCAACCAUGCAGAAGUGGUGUCCAGACUUAUUCAAAAGAAGCUGUUUGGAAGUUGUUGAAAGAAUAAGUCUAAGCUGAGUAAUAACCUCAGUAAAUGGUUUCCUAAUGGACUUUGGUUCUCAAUUAAAAGUUUCAAGUCUUCUCCAUGACAUGAUGUCAAUGUGUUUGAAUUAUAGUCAAUAUAAAUGAAAAUCCAGGAUAAAGCAAUAGCAGGUUAAGCUUUUUGGUCUGAUUAUACAGUGAGAAGAAAUUUGGUUGAAGCUGGGUUUUGGUUAAAAGAAGAUCUGUAUUUAUUCAUUAAAGCGUCCAUCUCACCAACGGUGGAUGAUGGUGCUCUUGGGAAAUGCAGUUUUCAUUCAGGGAAAACUCUGAUUUAGUCCAAAGGGUUCAGCAGAAUCAAUACAACAUAAUGACACCUUUAUGGGAAGUCUUUUGGUUUAGGUGAAAGUAGCACAUUGACAUUUAUUCUUUCAUGGUAAUCAACAGAUAUGGACUGGUGUGAGAGUCUUUGUUUACCAUUAAGCCCCACAUCUAAAACCCUUGGACAAUACCGAUACUUUAAAACCGAAAAUUCAAGUUCAUUGUGAGUCAUUUUCUGGUUUGGAGGGACCAGUCAUAUCAUCUAAAAGAUGGUAUUGUACAGUUAUGUUUUUCUUCCUUUUGCAUCAUGUAUAGUUAAUAUAAUUUUUUUAUUUUGUCUUUGUAUUGUAUACUAUGUAUACAUUCAUCUAGCUGUAUAAAAUAAAGUAUACAUGUAUAAGAAUAUAACCAUGUGCUGUGUCAUGAUUGAUGAGGUUUCUUCAAGGUUUCCAGUUACUGUUCAAAUUGUAUUUUAAGCUUUGACAUGAGGAUAAUUUACAGUAUUUCUCUGACUGUAAAUCUAUCCCUCAUUAUUUAAUGAUGGACUGCAUAGAUAUGUUGUGUCUUGAAUAUCCCUUUCUGCUCCAGCUGUAUCUGUUACAGCAGAUUUCUGCCAUGCCACGCAGUCUUCCAUCACAUGAGAUAAGACAUUUUUGAUCUCAGCUGAAGCAUGUCUUUAGAUGAAAACAUAUUCAUUCAUCCAGUUUGGUAUUCUGCUGAUUUAAGCUCUGUUGUCUUGGCUGAGCAGUAAAAACACACCCGGCUUGGCCAGCGUCUGCCCAGUAAGCCUGAAGCUUUGUUGGACUUGGACGCCCUCACCCCAAAAAUUUGACCCACAUAAACAUUCAGUGGUAUUCAACAUGGUUCUUUGACUUUUGAAAAUAUCUACUUGUCUUACCAAGCAAUUACAUUUUAAGUCCUUUUAAUUACAUGGGUUCUUUCAACUGGACCACUUUUAUUAAAAGAAAAUCAAUUAUUUUCAAUUAGAAAACCAAUUACUGGGAGAGCACCUCUCUGUUUCAUGUGCAAACAUGAAAAGCUAAGGCAGGGAGAGUAGCAGCAACCACAUGAGGUAUAAAACCAGAUAAAGCAGACAUCAAUGGCAAAUACACUAAGUGCAGCGGAGUUACGCAGCUCAAGGAAGAACAUUUAUGAUCAUUAUUUCAUCAUUUCCAUUAAGUAAUUAUCAUCAUAAUAAUCAUUUUGCACUGCAGACGCGGUAGUUCUUUUGUCUUAGUGUUUCGGUCUGAUUGCAUUUCCAUGAAGAAAUGAUGAUAAAUGUUCUUCCUUGAGCUGCGAAACUCUGCAGCACUCGGUGGUCGACUCGUCAUGGCUCCCCCAUAAACAAGAGGCUGCUGGAGGAGAGUGGGUGAGCUGCGUUUAGUCUCUUUGCUAAAGAAAUUAGGCAAAGCUAAAAAGAUAUUUGGUGGUUAGUGCCAUGGCUGGGACUCUAUGUGUUCUGUUGGUGAAGUUAGGUGCUGUUCUGAGCAUUAUUUGUGGCUAUAGAGUGGCGUUUUGGUUGAGGUUUUCUCAACGGUUGAGGUUUUCCUGCGGUCGUUACUUAGGUUGGUAUAACUAGAGAAGCAAGCGGUCAGCAACAUUCAUCUCUCAAAGGGGUGUCUAACUCGGUGUUAUUGUGUGUUUGACCAUAACUUAAAUUUGAGCCAGAAUGUCCCUUUACGUCGAGGUGGGUUGGAAUGCGAUUUGCAGAAGAAACACAAAGCAUAAAUAAUUGAUUUGGUGUUGUGCUCCUUUAAAUAUCUAAAAAGUUUAAUUGAUGCCAAAGGGAAAGCUAUGCAUUUGGAAAGUUAGUCCGUUCUAUAAGACGGGUAGAGAAUGUAGAAUUAGGGAUGUUGCAGAUGCGAGACUGAGAUGCUCCCUCACAUAGCCUUCCUGUCUGUGAAGCAAUGGUGGCCUUUAAGACAAAAAGCUCCUGUGAUUCUUAAGUCUUAUCCUCUUAUUUGUCAAGUUUUCAGCAUCAAAAACAUCUAAGAAUUCAAUUUUUUGUCUUCCGUGAAUGAAUGAAUAAAAACAUCCAAGUCUUUGUCGGGAAUAAAUCCAUUAGACUCCUCUGCCUUCUCUUCACUUCCUAAUCACACUCCAAUCCUCCAUUCUGAGUAAGAAUCCUCUGUUGUUUCUGGAGUUUUUUCAUUCAGUAUUAGUCAUUUGAGAUCAGAAGCUAAAUAGAGACUCAGACCUGGACUGAAGUUGCAGCAGGUGUCCAUCCCCUUAAAACAAAAAAGUAGAGUCCUCUCCACCAAAUGCUCAGAAUUCCUCCAGAUCUCACCUGAAAAAUCCUGAGCCCAAACGUGAGCGCUCGUAAACCAGAUGUGCUUUGUUCUUUGCUUUUAGGGAUGAACCCCAUUAGGGGAAGUUUAGUCUGUCUGUCAGAACAGCAUGUGAGGGCAGUGAGCUACAUACACAAACACAAUUAUCUCAUUAACCAGAGGUCAACUUUGAAGCUGCACCAGGUUACAGAUCAUCAUUUAAAACACAUUUAAAGACUGAAUCACAUAGAAACUUACAAGAAAAAACACAGGUCACUUACUGAAAGUUUCUGAGUGGCAAUGGUGGUUCAAUGACAAAUCAGUCCAUCACAAUAUUUGUGCAACAUAUUCAAACACAGACUUUUCAACUAUUGAAAGAAACUGUAAGCAGGACACUUUCAUGUUUUCUGAGCUGAAAUUACUGUUCUCUCCACUGUAGUCUGCUUAAGAGAGCAAUCAGCCUCAUACAUUUUAAAUUGUCCGUAAUGAUUUCAUUCAUUCAGGAUGAUCAUCUGGGCCUUUCAAAGUCAAAAAACAUGCACUUCACACAGGAAGACUUUGAUCACAAAGAUUAUUUUUUCUGUAAGGCUUGUUAAGAUGUUUGUUGCCAUACACAGUCAAUUUUUAUUUACCAGUCAAUUAAAUCCAAAACUUCUUAUUUCAUUAUCACUCAUAAUUUCUUUAUUGGCCAACAAAGGCGCCAAACAUGUACAACAGUCAAAAAUGACGCAACCCUGUAAAUUAUCUGCAAACAGAAAAAAAUCAUGCUGCAAAAAGUUAAAAUCAACUGCAAUAACAGUAAACACGCAGCAUAUACCCAAAUGAUACAAAGCAAGCAUGUGUAGGAUGUAAAGUAUAUGUAAAACGUAAAAAAAAAAAAAAAGGUCAAGACAAUAAGGGGCUGCACGCUCCCCUUACAAACUGUUUCAUGCGCUUAUUUUUUUUUUUCUUUUUUUCACUUCUGCAUUUUUAGUGUUUUCCCCCUGAUCCCUUACCUCUGUUUGUAACUGUAUAUUCCUGCCCGAAAAUAUGCAAACACACAAAAAACAAAAUUUUAGUCACACGUCUGUUAACAUCAGAAUUUUCGCUUCCACGAAUGCUUUCAGUGUUUCAGUAUUUCAGAAGGUAGAAAGCCCUCUGCUAAUUUUUAACUAUGUGUGAAAAAGAUAAGGUGAUAUAACUGCACAUCAUCUUACUAUAAACAUACUAUUUGCAAAUGAGUGUCAUCCAUCUAACCGCUCUGGGGGUGUCUAGAUCUUUCGCUCUAUCUCAGUUUGCCCUUAAUUUGAACAGGUCUCCUUACUUUGUAGCAACAUUUUUGAGUCGCCUAAUCCCUUGUUUAAAAUACCUGAUGCAGCUUCAAUCCCUUUUUAGAAAAGAAAAAGCCUCAAAGACCUUCUUGAAGUAAAAACCGCUACCCCAAAUUACUGAAAUGCCAAUUCAGACCAGAUAAAUGUUAUCAGUGUGUUGUUAAAUAUGCUGGAUACUUCACCCUGUAGUUUUUUUUACUUAAGAAUUACAGAUAUGGUUGGCUCUCACAGGCAGAAUACAAACAUUUGCUUAAAUUAUUACAAAUUAUCAGAGGUCUCCACGUAACGCUAAUCCCAGGGGAAUAGAGCUCCGGUCAAACUGGCCCGCUGGGUUAAGGUUAACCUGCUGUUAUGGUUAAGAGAAAACACUGCUGACUGUAAGAAAAAUAUUUAGCGGCACUAUAGCAACAAGACGCUUCCUCCACCUUUGCUC
Xyrichtys novacula (pearly razorfish) is the source of this 26177-nucleotide messenger RNA. The record is from the annotation of a GenBank genome assembly. NCBI's taxonomy places the organism in Eukaryota, Metazoa, Chordata, Actinopteri, Labriformes, Labridae.